Molecule: messenger RNA, 732 nt
Organism: Ophidiomyces ophidiicola
Lineage: Eukaryota; Fungi; Ascomycota; Eurotiomycetes; Onygenales; Onygenaceae
Gene: NAT2
Product: DUF1279 domain-containing protein
Exons: 2
Coding region: 1-732 (243 amino acids)
Cellular component (GO): mitochondrion
Source: RefSeq, a predicted model, not a curated record
AUGCGGCGUCCACUGAUCCAAACCUGGCAUCUUCCUUGUCGGUAUCAUUCUUCCUUCUCCUUGGGCAAAUUUAGCAAAAUACCAAGGCCGACCCAACCCUCGAUAACCGUUCAAUUCGAUGGCCAAACUGUUCACACACUCAGCAAAUCGACACGACAAGUCAAACCCGAUAGCUUCCGCCCUGUAACUCUAUGGUCUAUUCCCAGCUUAUUCUUUCGACACUCCCGUCGCUUUACUUCCACCAAGUCGUCGUCCCCUACACCCCAAACGUUCUCUGCACGAAUGCGCAAGCUUUCUCGAGAAUACGGAUGGUCUGCACUGGGUGUGUAUUUAUUUUUAUCAGCACUAGAUUUCCCAUUUUGCUUUGCAGCUGUCAGGCUAUUGGGCGUUGAGCGCAUCGGCCACUAUGAACAUGUCGUCGUUGAGUCGGCCAAGAAUGCCGUUGGACCACUCUGGGGCCGCAAGGCGAGCAAUUCCGAGCCUCCUGAAUCGGGACAUGUAGCGAUAACAACGGGAUUCGAGACCACCGCAUUGGAUCAUGGCAUUACUCCACCCGAAAACAAAGUGACAGGGGAGGGAGCUAGUAUCUGGACACAGCUUGCUCUAGCAUAUGCGGUGCAUAAGAGCCUUAUUUUCUUUCGGGUUCCACUUACCGCUGCGGUCACACCUCAUGUUGUCAAAACAUUAAGGCGAUGGGGGUGGAAUAUUGGAAGGCAGAAGCCAAAAGGUUAG